CAUAAGGCCACCGAAUAUAAUUUAGGUGAAAACCGUGAAAUUGCCAUGAGUUUUCGAAGAUGUUUAUCAUACUCUUUAUUCGCAAGUCAAUCUUGUAAAUAUAGUUCUCUCCUGAAUGUGUGUCAGAAAAAUAUUAAUGGCUUCUAUUUUCGCACAUUUGCUGCUCAAGCACAAGAAAAGAGGAAAAAGCCACUGACAUUUUAUGAAAGUUUAGGAGUGUUACCCACUGCAACUCAAAGCGAAAUCAAGAAUGCUUAUUAUGAAUUGGCAUUGAGAUAUCACCCCGAUACCAAUAACGAUACACAGGCUGAGGACAUUUUUAGAGGUAAUUUAACAAAUUAUCAAUUUUAAACUACUAUAAUAAAAUUAUUACAAUAUUUACAUCUCUGGCUACUGUACACUAUGUACCCACGGGGGUGAGGGGGUCUACUAUGGUGUUAUUGUACUGCUAGAGGGUGUUGGACCCCCUGCACACCCAGGGUGCACACAAGGCUGCCGGGGAGGGGGGGGGGAGCAAAAUACCCGGGGCCCAGAGUGCUCAGAGGCUGGGGCCCGGAAAUGUCGGUAAAAUGUUCAUAUUGUUUAUCAUCGCUUUAUGUUUGUCCUAAAUGAAAUACACCUACUUGCACACUAUCCGCUGAUCGUCAUCAUCAAUCGUAAAAGGUACCAAGUGUGAAAUAAACAAUUUUUUGAUCGUUUUCUCAGCAAAAACAGUUAGCUGAACAUCGUUCACAUUGCGUUUUUAUCAGUCAUGCGGCGAUUUCUUGCAAGUAAUUCGCUGGCAAUUCUCUUGUUGAUUGUGAUUAAAAAUAGCCAGCUGGAGAGUCGAGAGGGACAGGGGGCCCAUGUUCACCAAUCGUCAUUUUGUCCCGGGGCCCGUGGUUGGCUCUCGCCGGCCUUGGCCGUGCAUGCAUUCCAUGUAAACUCUACGCCGAAGAUACUCCAAUAUUUAACUGUAGGUAGUAUUGUAAUUUGCCAAACUCACGCCGGAUAUUUAAUCUUCAUGUCGUAUUUUCAGUCCAAGAUUGUUCCCAAUUUAACAUUAGUCCAGGGGCUUCUUGUGCUGGAAGUGUAUAGCUAGGUGUUUGAACAAGCCACUAAUCUGAUUGCUCUAAUGAAAAGGGCUUUGAUGGGUUUUCUCCUUCUAAACAGCCAAUUCUUCUGCCAAAUUAAGUGUUUAAAUAAGAAUUCUUUAAAUAUAUCAGCAAGGGUGGGUUGUAGCGAAGUAGUUGUAGUUCGCUACAAUUUUCAAGUAGCCAGUAGUUUUUGACUACUUUUUUAAAACAGUAGUUGUAGUUAUAGCGAACUACAUUUUGCCUAAAAGUAGCCAAGUAGUUGACUACUUUUCAAACAGCGAAUCGCUAUUCGCUACUUUUUAAAAUUGUUAGCAACCUGAUAGAAUAGCUCCAUGAUAUUGAAACACAGUUUGCUUAAAAUCAAUACUCAAUAGUCAAUUUGCACUCCUGAACACUGUAGUGCUUACAAAAAUGUUGCUUUGUGUUUACUAAUGGCUGUUGCUACUAGUAAGUCGAUUUGUUACACUGUAUAGAUUACAUUACAGCCUGAGUGAGUAGAUGCUCCAAAUAUAGUAAAACUAAAAAAUAUAGUGUAUUGAAAUAGCGAAAUAGUUCGCUACAUUUUUUAAGCAGUAGCUGUAGUCAGUAGCGAACUACCUUAGUUUGUUCAAAAGUAGCAGUAGUUGUAGCUGACUACAUAUUUUUGAAGUAGCUGUAGUUAUAGCGAACUACAAAAAUUUUGUAGUCAACCCACCCUUGUAUAUCAGUUGCUAAGGUUGGCAGGUCUGUAAUGCACCCUGGCUGCACACAGCCUCUGUCCCCCUAUCCCACCCCCCUUGCCAGCUUGCUUGUACACAUGCAAUUAAAAGAAAACCAAUUUAUAAGGACUAGUUAUUUUCUUUAGAAAUAACUGAGGCAUAUCAAAUACUUGGACAUGUUGAGAGCAGGAAGGUUUAUGACCACAAAGUUGGUUCAUAUUUUGUAUUACGAGGAUCUGCCAAGAAAGAAUCAAUACGUCCAGUUUGGAGACUGCUUGAUGACAGGAUUGUGAAUAUUGAUGCGAGAAAUAUAAAACAGGUUAAUUUAAUGUCUUCUAAUUUUAUGUGUAUUCUCUGAACUAAAUUAAACCAUCUAAUAGUUUAUGUAGGACAAUCUCCAGUCCUUUAGGACCAUGCAUCUUUGAGAGAUACCUAAAUUCAUUGAGAAAUGUGUGUUGGGUUGCACAAUAUAACUUUCAACUUACAUGUAUAUGGCAAAUUUGUCACAAUUUUAAUAAAAAAACACAUAAAAGGAAGAUCAUUUUUUCAAAUUGAAUGCUUUGCACAUUUUAUUCUUUUUACAAUCAUGGCUUAUUUUUGGGUUUAUUAAUUAAUACAUGUCAAAAAUUACCAUAAAACAUUAAAACCACAGGAUGAUACACUACAAGACAAAAUAUUUUACAGUGUAUGUAAAUUUUAGCUGGCCUUAAAAGGGUGAUUUUCAAAAUUUUCUUUUUCAAAAUUAACUUUUUACUUGUAGUGUGAGUCCUUCAUCUGUCAUCUUUCAUCAUUAAGUAGUAUUUUGGGCGUGCCAGUUCGAGUGACAAACAUCUGUAGAAAAUCUUUGAUCCGUGGUAUUCCAGCCAAUGAAAUGCGAACCGUGAUGCUACUCAGACAGAUAUGUAAUGGUACAUUAUCAGGUUUAACUGGAUCAUCAACUCUAACUUUCUUACCAUCUGAUAUGCAGUGUGGGCGCUACUAUAUCGAUGCUUACCAGUUUGGGUAAUACAUUGUUUUACCUUGUUGCAUUAAGGUACAUUAAUUACACGCUGUGAUUUGGCCAAUUUUAGGUUUUGGUAAAUGUUAAUGAUUAAUUAAUAUUUUCAGUUGGUGUUGUCAUAUAUUUUUCAGAUAUUAUUAAACUGCAUCGUGUAUAAACGUACCCUUAUUAUAGGCUUGAGUCAGCCACGUAUUUGAUUUAUAAUUUUUCGAUCUUGAAAUAUAUUUAAAUAAGUAUAUGUUUUAGCUUUCCAUUACGCUUAUAUAACGGCUAAGUUAAUGAGCCCCCUCUCUAAUAACCAAUCCCCAGACCAGCACAGAGGUGAAAAUAUGCGAUUCUGACUAACAUUUUUUAUCGGACUCGUACUUGCUUAUUUUCUCUCCACAAGGCAUGAAAAACAUGUCAUUCAAUAGCUAAAAGCCUGAUUUUCCGAAUAUGAAAAAAUUUGUUCUUAGGUCGCGUACUAAUUCACGUACAAUAGCGCGCUGAAGUUCGAUCACAUUUUUUUUAUACAUCCUCACCUGUAUAUGCUCACUUGUAUCCCUAAUUUUUAUCUUCAGAAAUUAAUUUUUAGUGAAUGUGAAGAAUAUCUACCCCUUGUGCUUUAUGAUUCGAAGCACCAAAACGACGUCUUUUUAAGAUUUUGAAAAACCUAAUCUAAAAAUUUGGAAUUAUAAAUUAUUGAAUAUAGCUAAAGCCUGUAUUUUGCAUUUUUCUUGGUAUCAGAAACGUUAGUGAUCUUAUUCCGUACACGAUUCCUUCAUUGAUGUUCGCGCCAACUCCCCACAUUGGACGCAACAACGUAUUGUUUUUAAAUGGACCAACCUAUGCAUACAAUGGCUUGCAUGUUGACCACAUAUCAAAGGUACAGUAAAUCUUUCAAAAGGUCUGUAAAUAUUAUUAUACAGGGUGUAUAAAAAAAAUCAAAAUGUACACCCUUUCAAAUUCAAAUUAGCCAUAACUUUUAAAUAUUCGUUGCUCUGCAGUAACACAGAAUACUACAGUAAACUGGCCCAUUCUAUAUCUUAUGCAAACUUGAAUAAUGCUUCAUAAAAAUAAAAACUCAAAAAAUAAAAACUCAUUAAUAAUUCAGGAGGAAACACAAAGAAAAAUCAU
This is a messenger RNA of Paramuricea clavata, 3890 nucleotides long. The record is from the annotation of a GenBank genome assembly. NCBI's taxonomy places the organism in Eukaryota, Metazoa, Cnidaria, Anthozoa, Malacalcyonacea, Plexauridae.